GAGCGGAGCCGGGACUGCCCAGGUGGAGCAGGGGCCCCAGCCAGCGCAGACCCGGAGGUGCACCGGCACCGCACCGCACGGUUCGGCGCGGGGCAGAGCGGAGCCGCAGCCCCACGCGCCGCCCGGGACCCACUCGCCACCGCCGCCUCCGCAGCACCCAUGGGGACCAGGAGACUUUAAAGGAGUUUGGGGUUUCGGGAGCAGGGAAAUCACGGAUCCCUGCUCCUGGCCCUAGUGUCGCCGCGUCAUUGAUGGGCAACCAACUGGACCGCAUCACCCACCUCAACUACAGCGAGUUGCCCACAGGGGACCCAUCGGGAAUUGAGAAGGACGAGCUGCGGGUCGGGGUCGCUUACUUCUUCUCAGAUGAGGAGGAGGACCUGGACGAGCGCGGGCAGCCAGACAAGUUUGGCGUAAAGGCCCCCCCAGGCUGCGCCCCCUGCCCAGAGAGCCCCAGCCGCCACCACCACCACCUGCUGCACCAGCUGGUCCUCAACGAGACUCAGUUCUCCGCCUUUCGAGGCCAGGAAUGCAUCUUUUCCAAAGUGAGCGGCGGACCUCAGGGCGCGGACCUGAGCGUCUACGCGGUCUCCGCGCUGCCCGCGCUCUGCGAGCCCGGCGACCUGCUGGAGCUGCUGUGGCUGCAACCCGCGCCGGAGCCGCCCGCGCCCGCCCCGCACUGGGCCGUCUACGUGGGCGGCGGGCAGAUCAUCCACCUGCACCAAGGCGAGAUCCGCCAGGACAGCCUGUACGAGGCGGGCGCGGCCAACGUGGGCCGGGUGGUGAAUAGCUGGUACCGCUACCGCCCGCUGCUGGCUGAGCUGGUGGUGCAGAACGCCUGCGGCCACCUGGGCCUCAAGAGCGAGGAGAUCUGCUGGACGAACUCGGAGAGCUUCGCCGCCUGGUGCCGCUUUGGCAAGCGGGAGUUCAAGGCGGGAGGGGAGGUGCCGGCCGGCACGCAGCCCCCGCAGCAGCAGUACUAUCUCAAGGUGCACCUGGGGGAGAACAAAGUCCACACGGCCAGGUUUCACAGCCUGGAAGACCUCAUCCGCGAGAAGCGCCGCAUCGACGCCAGUGGCCGCCUGCGAGUGCUCCAGGAGCUCGCUGACCUCGUGGACGACAAGGAGUAGCCGCGGAGGGGCUGCCUGCCCCGCCUUCUCCCCGCAUCCGCUCCCUUCCCGUCCCCGCACCCGGGCCUCGCGGCCCGCGAUUCCGCCCCACGCCCCGCUAGCGCGUCCGCCGCCGGUGGCCAGUGCCCGGGCUGCACCCUCGCACCCCUCCGGCAAGUGACAGGAAGUCUCAGGAACUGACCCUGGGGCCGAAAGGGCGCAGCUGCGUGCGCCUGGCUGAGAGUCCCGUUGGUGGUGACGGUGUUGGGAGACCCAGCGUGCGCUUCUCCUUUGCGUUGUAAGGGGGUAAAGGGGAAUGGGCUGAGGGGAGCAAGGACAUGGCCCGCGUGUCAAUGGUUAGUGACUAUCACCCGACAGGGUCACAACCCUUUUCUAAAAAGGGACCAUUACCGCCCCAAAUGCGCACACACAGAUCGGUCGGAGGCGAGAACUGGUCUUUUCAGGACACAGUUCAGCUCUUGUACGGAUGUAUCCCCAGAUCGCAGGAUUUCCAAGAAAUCGAGUCUGUCCCUUGUGCACUUGUGAAUAAUUCCACAAGAGAGCACUUUGGGACUCCGGGUUAUCCUGAGGCUGCCCGGGACCUUUCCAGCUGUCCAGCCCCAGGUCUCCGGACGUUGAGCUCCAGGCUCCGGGCUGAGCUAGCUAGUGUUUGCUUCCUGUUCCUUCCACCGAGGGAAGCGAACGCCACCCCCACCGCGUUUUGCCUGUGAGUCUCCCUAGCUGGUAGGAGGGAAGGCUUCCCGGUCCCGGGAGGAAAAUGGCGCAGCUAAUUUGGUGAGGAGAGCCGGCCCCGCCCCCGAAAGGAGAUAGUUCGCCAGGUGUCUGGAAACUUGAAGGUGGGAAGAAGGGCGCUUAGUGUUCUGAACCCUUGGGCUGCAUUUCAAAAACAGUCAUAUUUUUAAAGGGGUUAGAGGAGGGGGAGGGAGAGGACAUGGCAACAUUCCAGAAACCAGCAUUAUUACAACACCAUAGCCAGUAUGUUUAGUUUGGCUUUUCCUAACAUAGAAAUCUUAGAAGGUGGGGGAAGUGGAAAUAAAGUUUUAAAAAAGAGACAGCAGUUUUCCAACUAUGUCAACAAAGCCUAUCGUGUUGAUGUUUUUAUUGACCAUUUUAGCAACAUGCUAAUAAAAUUUCAAAUUGAAA
This is a messenger RNA of Propithecus coquereli (Coquerel's sifaka), 2273 nucleotides long. It is a transcript of the gene LRATD1, whose product is annotated as family with sequence similarity 84, member A. The transcript has 2 exons. NCBI's taxonomy places the organism in Eukaryota, Metazoa, Chordata, Mammalia, Primates, Indriidae. The coding region runs from base 252 to 1130 and encodes 292 amino acids. The record is from RefSeq and is a predicted model, not a curated record.